Drosophila subobscura is the source of this 2231-nucleotide messenger RNA. It is a transcript of the gene Rlip, whose product is annotated as ralA-binding protein 1. Gene Ontology annotation, biological process: small GTPase-mediated signal transduction. Lineage: Eukaryota; Metazoa; Arthropoda; Insecta; Diptera; Drosophilidae. Bases 99 to 2009 code for a protein of 636 amino acids. Gene Ontology annotation, molecular function: GTPase activator activity; small GTPase binding. The record is from RefSeq and is a predicted model, not a curated record. The transcript is spliced from 4 exons.
GCGAGGUGUGCAAAAGUGUGCAACAGCAGGCGACUGUUGCAUUUUUUGUGUUUGUGUAGAAAUUGUUUAUUUAUUGAACUAAAAGAAGGAAAUACAACAUGGAAUUCGAUAGUCCUGAGGAGAAGGAGUUCCCGGGCCUGUAUGCCGCGGAGGCAGCCGAUUCCAAGUCCAAGAAGAGCAAGGAGGAGAGCGAUUUCGACGAGGAUCAUGAGCACAACAAAAUUGACCUGCUUAUAGGCAAGCGAAAGGACAAGAAAGACAAGGGCAAGGAUCGUGGCUAUGCAGCGCUUGAGGGCGAAAGUUCCCCCGAAGAAGAACUGGAAACAAAGAGUCCCUCGAAAUCAAAGAAAUCGAAAACAUUCAAGUUCGUCAGCUCCAAGAGCAAGGAGAAGCGUGAAAAGUCGCGCGACAAGGAAAAGUCAGUGGAGGAGCCGGCGCACAAGGCAAAGGACGCGGAUAAGGACAAAGACAAGGAGCGAGAGCGCCACGAGGAGAAGGAGCUCAAGAAGAAGGACAAGAAGAAAGACAAAAAGGACAAGAAGAGCAAGCAACUGUCACAGCAGCAGGACGAGGACGCCGAGGAGGAGGACCUGGCCAUGGGCUAUCCCGUGUUCGGAGUCUCCGUUAGCCUGGCCACCGAAAGAUCCCGCUGCCACGACGGCACCGAUCUACCGAUGGUGGUGCGGGACUGCAUCGACUACUUGCAGGAGCAGACGCGAAACUUUCUCAUCUACAAGGUGGAGCCCCUCAGGACGGAGCUCCUCCACCUGAAGCGACUCUACAACCACCGAGAGCACAAUGCAGCCAUGGCUCUAUUCACCGUGCCAUUGGCAUGCAGUCUCCUGAAGCUGUUCCUGCGCGAUCUGCCGGAGCCCAUGCUGACCACCGAUCUGAUGUACGACUUUGAGGACGUUGCCAGGAACCGAAGGGGCAAGGAGCAGCGCAUUGGGCUGCAGCAGCUGAUGGAGCAGGUGCCCAAGUGCAAUCGAACGCUGGUCGGCUGGGUGAUGCUCCACUUGUAUGCGGUGACCGACCAGGAGAGGUACAACAAACUGAACCACGAGUCGAUUGCCGUGCUACUGAGCCCCACGCUCCAGAUGUCGGUGCCACUGAUGGUCGCGCUGCUCCGUCACUGUCGCACUAUCUUUGCGGACAUUCAGCUGAUACAAUAUGUGCCGCCGCUCACGGCGUCCUCCCAGCUGCCGGAAGACCCGGAGGACAUCCAAAUGGAGUUGCGCAAGCAGGACAGCCUUCUGACCCAAAUACACAGCGAAAUGAAUGCGGGCUUCAUCACCAAGAAUCGCGAGGAGCAGCUCUGGGAGGUGCAGCGCAUCAUCACACAGUUGAAGCGGAAGUUGCGUAGCUUCGAGAAGAAGCAGGAGAAAUCCAUUGAAGAGCUAGAUGUCAGCGCUAAUCAACCUGCACCAGCUCCACCUGUUGCCGUACCUGUUGGCGAAGACACCACCGACGCCAGUCAGCCAACCGCUGCCCCCACUUCCGAGGUGACAAUCACAGAAGAGCACAAGCCGGGCAGGCGGGCAUCGAGUUCCAGUCCAGUCACGCACAGCAUAGACGUGUCCGACUGCAUCCAGGUGCACAGGAACGAGGAGGAGGAGCCAUCGAGCCCCAGCCCGCCGCUGUACACCAUAGACGGAGAGUCUGGCUUUGUCCUGUUGCCCGAGUCGAAUCCCCACCGCGAGGAGCUGCUGCGCCUGCAAAUCGAAUACGAUGAGCUGGUGGCCUUGCAGAAUGAGCUCAAGGCACGCAUCAAGACCGAACGAAACGAGGUGUAUCGCUUGAAUCGUCUGUGCGAGCAGCAGCUGAUUAAGCACCAAGCGGCCGCUGGGUCACAGCCUCCCAAGGAGGCCGAAUACGAGCGGAUAAUCGAGCACUACAAGCGGGAGAAUGCACUGCUGGAGCACAAGAAGCAAAUGCUGGGCAAGGAGCUGAAGGAGGAGCGUCGGGCGUGCAUUUCACUGCAAGUGGAGUUGCGCCUGCAGCAGUUCUAAAUGUAUUAACCAGUCUAGUUUUAUUCCUGUUCAAUCUCAAUGUGCGUUAAACGAACAAACAGCUGAAGCAGUGGCGUAGAGGAUAGAAGAGAGGAGCAGGAGAAAGCAGCGUCGUGUGCAGCAACUUUUAAAUGUAUUAACCAUUGAAGUUUUACUUCUCUACAAUCUCGAUGUGACGUUAAACGAACAAAAGCUUACAUUUAAAUAAAAGCUCAAAUGUUG